UUGUACACGUUUUAGCAAAUGCGCACCGAUGUUUAAGUAACGCUGGAUAGAAUAUAGAAUAGAGAAUACGGAUAACUAACAAUACUUGUGCUCAAAAGUUCAACCUUUUUUAGUUUUCACUGGUAGAUUGCGAUCCGAUACGAGAUUCAGUCCACUCCAGCAUCUUCCGGUUGAAAUAUAAGCAUCCUACGCGGUGACUGACCCUUUGUAGUUGUCUAUACAAUCUUGUGUGUCUACGUACAACUGGAGCCAUGAGUUCCAAUCAAAUGAGACCUGUGUCUCAUGGUAACUACCAAGGACCAGGUGACUUACCAAUGGGUUCAGCUAAAGAGCAGACCCUAAUGUGGCAGCAAAAUUCAUACAUGGGUGACUCUGGUAUCCAUUCUGGAGCCGCUACACAGGCUCCAUCAUUGUCAGGAAAAGAUGACGAUGAAAUGGAAGGAGAUCAACUGAUGUUCGACUUGGAUCAAGGGUAUCCUCAGGGAUUUACUCAAGACCAAGUUGAUGAAAUGAAUUCACAACUGAGCCAUACACGUUCACAACGUGUACGCGCAGCGAUGUUCCCGGAGACAUUGGAAGAAGGUAUUGAAAUUCCAUCGACUCAAUUCGACCCGGCUCAGCCGACAGCAGUUCAGCGCUUAGCCGAGCCGAGUCAGAUGCUGAAGCACGCGGUUGUCAACUUGAUAAACUACCAAGACGACGCGGACUUGGCAACUCGAGCCAUUCCGGAACUGAUAAAGCUCCUUAACGAUGAAGAUCAAGUGAUCGUAUCUCACGCAGCCAUGAUGGUCCAUCAGCUAUCAAAGAAGGAGGCUGCUCGGCACGCCAUCAUGAACAGCUCUCAGAUGGUCGCGGCUUUGGUUCGCGCUAUCUCCAACAGCGACGACCUGGAGUCGACAAAAGCUGCCGUGGGUACUCUACACAAUUUGUCUCACCACAGACAGGGUCUGCUGGCUAUCUUUAAGAGCGGUGGAAUCCCAGCUCUCGUUAAGCUGCUCAGCUCUGGUGUCGAGUCUGUUCUAUUCUACGCCAUUACAACUCUCCACAACCUUCUGCUCCACCAGGACGGCUCCAAAAUGGCAGUACGUCUGGCUGGUGGACUCCAAAAAAUGGUCGCGUUACUUCAGCGUAAUAACGUCAAAUUUCUGGCAAUCGUCACCGACUGUCUCCAAAUUCUUGCUUACGGUAACCAGGAAAGUAAACUUAUUAUUCUCGCUUCACAAGGGCCAAUUGAGCUUGUACGUAUUAUGCGCACUUACGACUACGAGAAGCUGUUGUGGACUACUUCACGUGUUUUAAAAGUAUUAUCAGUAUGUGCGAGCAACAAACCAGCGAUCGUUGAAGCUGGUGGUAUGCAAGCACUCGCAAUGCACUUGGGUAACCCAAGCCAAAGACUUGUUCAAAACUGUCUCUGGACUCUGCGGAAUCUUUCGGACGCUGGUACUAAAGUUGAUGGCUUGGAAGGACUGCUCCAGAGUCUCGUACAAGUUCUCGCAUCCACCGACGUCAAUGUUGUCACCUGCGCUGCUGGAAUUCUUUCAAAUCUCACAUGUAACAAUCAGCGUAAUAAGAUCACAGUAUGUCAAGUCGGAGGUGUUGAAGCUCUGAUUCGCACAAUCGUAAAUGCUGGGGAUCGUGAGGAAAUAACAGAACCGGCGGUCUGUGCUUUGCGUCACUUGACAUCACGACACGUAGAGGCUGAAAUGGCACAGAAUUCCGUGCGCGUAAAUUACGGUAUACAGGUGAUAGUUAAAUUACUUCACCCUCCGUCACGCUGGCCCUUGGUUAAGGCUGUUAUUGGUUUGAUUCGCAAUCUGACUCUCUGUCAAGCUAAUCACGUGCCUUUACGUGAACACGGUGCUAUUCAUCAUCUCGUCAGGCAUCUAAUGCGAGCAUUCCAAGACACUGAACGACAACGAGCAUCUGUCACUGGCAUGGGAAGCCAGCAAGUUUAUGCAGAUGGAGUACGUAUGGAGGAAAUUGUCGAAGGAAUUGUCGGUACGCUCCACAUUCUCGCGCGAGAAUCUCACAAUAGAGCAAUCAUACGAUCUCAAAAUGUCAUUCCUAUCUUCGUACAGUUACUGUUUAAUGAGAUUGAAAAUAUUCAACGAGUCGCUGCGGGUGUGCUUUGUGAGCUGGCAGCCGACAAAGAGGGUGCCGAGAUGAUAGAACAAGAGGGUGCCACGGCACCGCUGACAGAAUUACUGCACUCGAGAAACGAGGCUGUCGCAACUUACGCUGCCGCUGUUUUAUUCCGUAUGAGCGAGGACAAACCCCAAGACUAUAAAAAACGUAUAUCAAUGGAGCUGACAAAUUCACUACGUGAAGAUACGAAUAUGUGGAAUAAUCCAGAUUUCGGAAUUAUGGGCCCAGAUUUACAGGACAUGCUCGGUACUGAACCAGGCUAUGAUGGUAUGUAUGGACAGGGACCCCCUAGUGUUCACAGCAGUCACGGCGGACGUGCUUAUCAGCCUCAAGCAAGUUAUGACCAGAUUCCAAUAGACUCAAUGCAAGGAUUGGAAAUAGGGGGAUCAACUUACGGCGCAAUGGACGCGAUGGACGUCGGACAUGACCCGGAUCUGAGUUUUGACCACAUUGACGAACUUCCAGCGCCUCCACAAGACAACAAUCAAGUAGCCGCUUGGUACGAUACCGAUCUCUAAGCCCGACAUAAUUUAUUGAAUCUAUAAUUAAUAACGUAAACAUUAAUACAAUAACACGUAAAAGUAAAAAUAAAAAAUAAAAAAAAAAAAAAGUAAACAAUUACUUAAAUGAUAAUGAUGAUGAUAAAAUAGCUGCCGGGUCCAGUGUGAGGCAAUGAAUAUUAUUUUCAUUUUCCUUUUUAUAUUUUUUAGCGAUUAUUUUACUUUUAUUUUUUUUACAUAAUUAUUUUUUAUGUAAUCUUAUCAUGAAUAACGUAAAUUCAUUUACUCGAUAUUCUUUUUUAUAUAUUAUUACUUACUAUAGUUAAGGAUGACUGGAAACAAAAACUAUUGUAUAACUUAUCAACGCAAUCAAUUGUUAAUUUUGUCUAUAAUAAUAUAUACACUUAAAUCUACGCAUAGUAAAUAAGGAACAAUUAAAAAAAAAAAAAAAAAUUGAAAGAACAAACGGGUCCGUUAAAUUACCGAGCGACUCGAGGUACUAUUAAUCUGAACAAACUAUUUAUACAAUUGUCAGAAUAUUAGCGUACUGUUGGAUUAUUUACAUAAAAUACUAAUAUUAAACCUAAAAGUACUGCAAUGAAUUUUAGAAAUUAUGAUAUAUAUAAAUAUAAAUUUUAAAAAUAAUGCAUUUUACAGGGUAGUAAGAUUUUAAAGGCGAAGAUGAACAAAAAAGUUGAUAAAUAAAUUGAUUAAAAUUAAAUAAAUACAUUUAUAUCUAUAUUACGAUUAUGAUUAUGAUCAUAAUUAUUAUUAUUACUAUUAUUAUUAUUUGAUUUAUUAAUGUAGAACAAAAAUGCACUGGUUUGUAAUAACUCGUGUGCCAUCAAAUGUAUUGACUUUAAAGUGAAAAAAAGCAACAUGUAAUUCGUAA
Cotesia glomerata is the source of this 3537-nucleotide messenger RNA. RefSeq names its product armadillo segment polarity protein. Gene Ontology annotation, biological process: cell adhesion; positive regulation of transcription by RNA polymerase II. Bases 252 to 2663 code for a protein of 803 amino acids. The record is from RefSeq and is a predicted model, not a curated record. Gene Ontology annotation, molecular function: alpha-catenin binding; protein phosphatase binding; transcription coactivator activity. The transcript has 10 exons. Gene Ontology annotation, cellular component: catenin complex; adherens junction. Lineage: Eukaryota; Metazoa; Arthropoda; Insecta; Hymenoptera; Braconidae.